UACUAGUGCAUUGUAAAAUACACACGUUGAUCAUCUCUCCAGUGGUCAGAUAGAAUGACACACACUUGUAAUUGAUCCAGGCUCAUAAAUAUAUUAUUACUGUCUGUAAAAGAAAAUCCACCCAGCUAACGUGACAGUGUGAAGGCUGCAACUGAGCCAGAAUGAACAUUUCUGUUCUACCAAACAACAACAACCCCCAGAAGUUCCUCCGGUUGGACGUCCGGACGCUGCCGGUAACUCACCAGGUGUUGGAAGUUAAGACCUGAAAUAAUGCGUCUUCUCAGGUUGUGUGGCAUCAGAAUGUGUUGGAGAAAAGAGCAAAGAUGGAAAGGUGGUCGUCGUCCUCCCAAGACCACAUUGUGAUGUUUGCAGAACGAUUUCAUGACCACCACGUCACUCCUGGCCGCCUGCAGGCCCACAUUAAGAGCAACCCUCUGUACGCCGUGACGGAUCAUACAACGCACAUCAAGCAAUACACACCUUCAUGGACCAUCAAGGAAUACACAACACAAAGCAGCCAUGGCAGAACCACAGACGUUUUACAGGAUGAAGAGAAGACACCCAAAGAUCUGGACUUUUGGCUGGAGGAUCUAUACACACCAGGAUUUGAUGCAUUACUGAAGAAAACACAGGCCGAACAGCGACGGAAAAAACUUCACAAACUAAUUCUUAUCAUCGGUUUGUCUAUUAGUGUCAUUAUUGUCGUCAUCGUGGUCCCAGUUGUGGUGCUAGGAAAGAAAGUCUGAUUGAAAAUGGUCUUGUUCCAGUUCAUUUGGGAAACGACGACAGAGUUUAGAUGAGGGUUGUUUUAAUAUGCGUUGCAAAAUGUAGUUAUGAAAAAUAUACACUUUAGAGUCUGUACAUGUUGCUUCACAUUUUGUAAG
Molecule: messenger RNA, 884 nt
Organism: Entelurus aequoreus (snake pipefish)
Lineage: Eukaryota; Metazoa; Chordata; Actinopteri; Syngnathiformes; Syngnathidae
Product: major intrinsically disordered NOTCH2-binding receptor 1-like
Exons: 3
Source: RefSeq, a predicted model, not a curated record